Molecule: messenger RNA, 2160 nt
Organism: Penicillium nucicola
Lineage: Eukaryota; Fungi; Ascomycota; Eurotiomycetes; Eurotiales; Aspergillaceae
Exons: 1
Coding region: 1-2160 (719 amino acids)
Source: RefSeq, a predicted model, not a curated record
AUGGAAGGCCCGACGCCGGUUGGCCCAAUGUCAUUUACCCCCAUAGCCAUCGACCCAUACCAUCCUCUUCUGCAGAGAAUCCAUGAAGAUGGAACCAUCACUGCUUUCCCACCUAGCGCGCUCGUGAUGGUCAUGAUGAUUGCCGAUCGAAUCCGCCAUCACCAUGAACCCGGCUAUGGCCAUGUUCUGUAUCCUGAAUUCAAGGGUGCGCGUGGCAUUGGUACUCAGUGGGUUGGAAUCCUCGAACGAACUCGGCCAGACAGAAGAGCCAUUGCGCUCACUGUCAAAGAAUUGGAUCUCACCACUAUGCCUGAGGACAUGUUUAGGCUUCUCCUCCCCAUGCUACUCAACUUCAUACCUGACAAGCCAAGCACAACGGACCUUCAUGCGCUGCAUGUAUUCAUCGACGAGGUACCAAGGCUGUCGGUGAUGGCGUGGGAAUGGCUCCAAAAUGAUCUAGGUGCACAAUAUCUCAAGGGACACUUUCGGCCGUCUCUAGUCUAUCCAGAUUUCCAGACAGCUUACAAGGAUAUCAACAUGAUCACUUUCCACCGCAAAGCUAGUGACUUGGUGUGCACAUCUCAAAAGACCCUUUUCUAUGACUCUAUAAUGAGGAGCCAUUGCACUUAUUGUAUCUCAAUGGCAGGCCGGCUUGGUUUAUGCAAUACCAUCGGAUAUGAUAUAUACGGAAGAUCUGCUCUCCAUGCCGCAAUUGAAGCAGAAAUAGGCGCUGAAUUAACAGAAAGCGAAGAAGGCCUGAUACUGUUUUUACUUGACGAAAUCUUGAACGCAGGGGUCGACCCCAGACAUUUCCCGACAAGCAUCGAUGGCCUGUCCAUCCCACACCAUGUGGCGCGUACUCGAGAUCCACAAUUGUUCAUGGCGAUGACCCGAAAGCUGAGCGAGAAAGGCUUUCCUCUACUUCUUUGGAACGAUGAUGGCCUCAAGCUUCAGCUGUGUAGCUUCGCUAGUCGAUACAUGGCUGAAUGGCUGUGGCGAUAUGAGAAAUUCAACAUUGCCUGGCUUCCGAGGAAUACGCUUCCCUACCAUCUUCCCCCGGAUGGCGAUGAGAUACAGGGCAAUUCACCGUUUGGUCACUCGUUCAACAGGGAUGCUGCUUAUGGCGAUCCUAUUGAACAUUCGUUUUUCAGCCGUCGGCCUAGUAGGGGCGAUUUCGCUAGAGCUUAUGUGCAUGACCCCGACAUUCCUCCUCGGUUUGGUGAUCGUGGUCCUCUUCUUAAGAACACCGCGCCUGCAGCUAGACCUCCAGGGGGGCUGAUUAUAACUCAGGUUGGUGAUGAUGAAAACGACGAGCAGAGCGAAAGCGAGGCCAUAGAUCACGAUGAUUCUCAUGUGAGUUUCAGUUCUCGAACAACAAGAACGAGCAGUCCAAAUCGCUCAGAUCAUCCCGAUGACAGCUCAGAUGAUGAAUACUCCAAUAACCGACGGCCACCUACAUCUCGAACGAUCUGGCACCGGGCCAUUGAGAAUCCCAAUGGUGCCGAUAUUCUGAGAUGGUUGAAUGAACACUCCGACGUGGCACCAACAACAAGAGACAAUUUCAAUCUGAACGAGAAGUCCGACGAGGACGAUGACCAGCAACCCCGGGUGGGCAUAAAACCUCUCAUUGCCGCCGUCCAAGGAAACCAGCCAGCAACAAUCAAAUGGUUCUGUGAUCAAGAACCCCACGGCAUGAUCCCACACUCAGGGGCAGCAAACUAUGCUGCUUCCAAUCUGUACUCCAACUGCGUGCAGAUUCUCGAUAUCGUCCUGUCUCGUCUCAACAAAGAUGCCUGGCGUGAUGCUAAACAGAUCAAACUAAUCUACUGGCAUAUAAUUAUUGCGUAUAAUAAUGCCCAUAUGCAUUGGUUCACGGAGCUCCCGCGUGGACCGGAACGAAAUGCCAAGAUCAGCUUGUUGAGAGAGGCCACCAGGGGGAAGUUUCGCGUGCUCAAUCGGCGAAUGAGGCCGUUUUGGUAUACUUUUCGAAAGUCAGCUGAGAUCCACUGGCUGCUUCAGUUUGGCGAGCUGCAAGAGGAUGCUUGGAUUAGAGAUCGAUUGCUUGAAAAUGAGUUCAACAGCGCUUAUCAGAAUGACUUUUCGUUAGGUACUCAACCGUGGAAUGCAGGCCAUGACCAGGAGCCGCUCGAUAGCAGGUAG